AUGCCCACCCCCGGCACCACUGCCCCCCCGGCCAAGGGCUUCCGCAGGGCCGUGUCCGAGCUGGACGCCAAGCAGGCCGAGGCCAUCAUGUCCCCCCGCUUCGUCGGGCGGCGGCAGAGCCUCAUCGAAGACGCGCGGAAGGAGCGGGAGGCGGCCGAGGCGGCGGCGGCGGCAGCGGCGGGGGCCUCGGAGCCCGGGGACCCCCUGGAGGCCAUCGCCUUUGAGGAGAGGGACGGCCGGGCGGUGCUGAACCUGCUGUUCUCCCUGAGGGGUGCCAAGCCGUCCGCGCUGUCCCGCGCCGUGAAGGUUUUCGAGACCUUCGAUGCCCAGAUCCGCCACCUGGAGACGCGGCCUGCCCAGCGCGCGCCGGCCGGGGGUGCCCGCCUGGAGUGCCUGGUGCGCUGUGAGGUGCCUGGCCCGGCCCUGGCCGCCCUGCUCAGCUCCGUGCGCCGCGUCGCCGAGGACGUGCGCAGCGCCAGGGAGGACAAGGUCCCCUGGUUCCCGAGGAAAGUCUCUGAGCUGGACAAGUGUCACCACCUGGUCACCAAGUUUGACCCUGACCUCGACCUGGACCACCCGGGCUUCUCGGACCAGGCGUAUCGCCAGCGCAGGAAGCUCAUCGCCGAGAUCGCCUUCCAGUUCAAGCAUGGAGACCCGAUCCCCCGCGUGGAGUACACGGCCGAGGAGAUCGCCACCUGGCAGGAGGUCUACUCCACCCUCAAGAGUCUGUACAGCACCCACGCCUGCCGCGAGCACCUCGAGGCCCUGGAGCUGCUGGAGCACUUCAGCGGCUACCGGGAGGACAGCAUCCCCCAGCUGGAGGACGUGUCCCGCUUCCUGAGGGAGCGCACCGGCUUCCAGCUGCGGCCGGUGGCCGGGCUGCUGUCGGCCCGCGACUUCCUGGCCAGCCUGGCCUUCCGUGUGUUCCAGUGCACCCAGUACAUCCGCCACGCGUCCUCACCCAUGCACUCCCCCGAGCCGGACUGCUGCCACGAGCUGCUGGGGCACGUGCCCAUGCUGGCCGACCGCACCUUCGCCCAGUUCUCCCAGGACAUCGGCCUGGCGUCCCUGGGGGCUUCGGAUGAGGAAAUCGAGAAGCUCUCCACGCUGUACUGGUUCACGGUGGAGUUCGGGCUGUGCAAGCAGAACGGCGAGGUGAAGGCCUACGGGGCCGGCCUGCUGUCCUCCUACGGGGAGCUCCUGCAUGCCCUGUCCCCGGAGCCCGAGGUCCGGCCGUUCGAGCCCGACGUGGCAGCCGUGCAGCCGUACCAGGACCAGACCUACCAGCCCGUGUACUUUGUGUCCGAGAGCUUCAGCGAUGCCAAGGACAAGCUCAGGAGCUACGCCGCCCGCAUCCGGCGCCCCUUCUCCGUGAAGUUCGACCCCUACACGCUGGCCGUGGAGCUGCUGGACUCGCCUGGCGCCAUCCGCCGCUCCCUGGAGGGCGUCCAGGAUGAGCUGCAGGCCCUCACCCACGCACUGAGUGCCAUCAGCUAGGGCCGGGGUGCCACCCGCUGCCCCCAGCCCCGUGGAGGGCUCGGGCCUGGCCUGUGGGCCUCGGUCCCUUCCCCAGCCUCCCGGCGCCUGUCCCCCGCAGCCCCCCGCUUCUCAGCUCUGUGCCUGGCGUGCGUGUGUGCCCCCGUGUCCCUGCCGUCGUGCCGCCCGCCGAGCCCCUCACCUGGGAGGCCGUGCCGCCCCCGCUCACGCUCAAUAAAAGCAACACCU
Molecule: messenger RNA, 1725 nt
Organism: Choloepus didactylus (southern two-toed sloth)
Lineage: Eukaryota; Metazoa; Chordata; Mammalia; Pilosa; Megalonychidae
Gene: TH
Product: tyrosine hydroxylase
Exons: 13
Coding region: 1-1497 (498 amino acids)
Biological process (GO): heart development; dopamine biosynthetic process from tyrosine; response to ethanol
Cellular component (GO): axon; perikaryon; cytoplasm
Molecular function (GO): tyrosine 3-monooxygenase activity; iron ion binding
Source: RefSeq, a predicted model, not a curated record